AUGUUGUCACAAAAAUAACAAACAACAAUCGCAACCGGCACGAUCUCGGUUUCACAUUACCGGAUUAUCUUCUUUGAAAAUACCAUGUCCUCCGCGAGUGGCGCAUCGGAGCAGGAUGGCGUGGUCAUCGAAGAGCUUGACGAGAUGCAGAUCGAUCCGGACGAGCGGUCCGAGUUUGUGGAGGCAAGCUCGAUUCCGCUGUUUGGCGAACCGGGCGCAUCGAUUAUCAUCCCGCCCCAGCAGCGGCGCCGGAAGCGUAGAUCGACGGCCGCGUCCACUUCGAUGUCCGAGUCGGAAACGGACGACGAGAGUCCGCAGCAAAAGGAGGUGUGGAUUAAGAAAUUUAUCUCGGGGGAGAUGAGUUACCAGGAGUAUCAGGCCAAGAUGCAGCAGGGUGUGGACAUUGAACUGGAGGACGAAGAGGAGAUUGUGACGAGGCCGAGGGGUGGGCGAAAGUCUUCCGGGUUUGACAAGGAUUACAGUACGUCGCGGAAGGAUGCGCUGCGGGGGAAUUUGCAGGGCCCGCAGCAGGUUAAGGUCGAGGGAAAGGCAUCGAUGAAGCGGCACAGGAGGAUGCUGCCGCCGGCGUUGCAGGGAUUGAUGGGACAGGCGAACUUGUGCUACGCACGGGGGGACGCUGAGAUGGCCAAGCAGUUGUGUUUGGAAAUAGUUCGGCAGGUUCCGCUGGCGCAUGAACCGUUCAUAACGUUGGCUCAGAUUUACGAGACUGAGGAUCCGGAAAAGUUUCUGCAGUUUUCGCUUAUUGCUGCUCACUUGAACCCGUCGGAUGUGGAGCAAUGGGUACGAAUCGCUGAGAUUUCCGAGGAGCGUGGAAAUUUGGAUCAGGCACUGACCUGUUACUCCAGGGCCAUUAAAACCGAUCCGAAGAACUUUGAUCUGAGAAUGAAGCGAGUUCAGCUGCUGGAGAAGAAGGGUGAGGAGAAGCAAGCAUUCAAGUGCUACUUUGCAAUGCUUCCUUACAUCCCGAAGGAACGCGGUGAGUUUUUGGUGGAAACGGCCAAGCGGUUGGCGAAGAAGUUUCACGAAGAGAGCAAUAUAACGGCCGCAAUGGAAGCGAUGGACCGAGCGUACGGAACCGUUCCAGAGUUGUUCAGUGUGGAGGACAUAAACCUGUUCUUGGAGUUGUUGAUCGCAACCGGGAACUACCGGCGCGCGCUGGACGUUUUGAUGGUUCACACGAGCGUUGAAGUGCACGAGAUGGUCAACGAAGAGGAGGAACCGACCAGCCGGCGUUCCAUUUACACGGUGGUCAUUCCCGACGUGAUUAUUCUGGACUUUCGCACCAAGCUGGCGGUCGUGUUGAUUCACCUCAAGUGUGAGCAUCUGUUCGAGAUGAUUGUGACGAACAUUUUGACCAACAUAAACGUGGAGGAGGCCGGCGAUUGCUAUCUGGACAUUGCGGAAUCGUUGAUGAAGGAGGAAAGCUACCAUUUUGCACUGAAGCUGCUAGUUCCACUGAUUAAGAGCGAGAACUUUUCGCUGGCAGCGGUUUGGUUGCGGUACGCGGAUUGUCUGCGCGCCAUUGGUGAUUACAACGAGUCGAUCAAGGCUUACAAGAAGGUCAUUUCGUUAGCUCAACAUCUGGACGCUCGACUUACACUGUCUGCGCUGCUCAAGCAACAAGGAAACUACGAGGAAGCGCUUAAGGCGCUUGAGCAGGAUCCUGAAACUGAAGUUAUGGACGCCGAAUUGUUGUACGAACGCUGUCUAAUGCUGAAGGAGGUUGGCAAAUAUGACGAGUUCCUAUCUGCGGGAUUUAUGCUGCUAAUGCGUCACUGCAUUCCGCUGCGGAGUCGACUCGAGAUGGGCAGUGCCAUUUCGAUCGUUCGCUAUCACGAGAUGAUCAAGAGCAUCCAGGAUAUCAAGGUCUCCCGCCAGGAGCCGUUUGACGAGGCCGCUCCGGAAUUCUCGCGCUCAGAAAACGAACCGUCCAUCGAAGCCGAAUGGGAUCUGGUGUUGAGUCUGCUGCAAGUCGCAGAGGUGCUGAAGAAGUUUGCCUUCUUUCAGAAGCUGGUGUUCACGCUGUGCACCGCAAAGCGAUUCUAUUCCUACCGUACGGAACUUCAAUGCCUGGCACUGUACGGAUGCCUGUACAAUCGGGAUCCUGUUUUUGCGUACAAUUUGAUUCGUGACCGCGUGAACCGGGACAAACGCCUGAACAACCCGAGGCUGUGGAACCUGUUCAACCUGGUCAUUCUCGUGACUGGCGACAUUCGGUACAAUCGUUACCUGAUGCGGCUGUUUGAGCGACUCCCGAAGAUCGACGUCAACAUCCGAGUUCUGCAAGCAAAUUACCAUCUUAACGCGGGAACGUACAAGUACGCGCUGAACGACUACAGUAAAAUCUACCAAAAGACAAACGACCCAAUCCACGCACUCCUCAUCGCCGUCACCUUAACCCAGAUCGCGUGCCAAAAGUUCACCACCAAGAAGCAAGCCCUCGCUGCGCAGGCCAUCGGAUUCAUCGAAAAGUACCGCAAAGGGCGUCCCAGCGAGCUGGCGAACGAAAUUCACUACAACAUUGGCCGGAUGUACCACCAGCUGGGGCUGCACAACAUGGCCGUGGAGCACUACAAGCGAGCGCUGGAGGCGACGCACCCGCUGAUUGGCGAGUACCCGGAGUAUUUGGAUCUGCGGGCGGAGAUUGCGUUCAACCUGAGUAGCAUCUACCGGAGCAACAAUAACUUCGAGCUGGCCCGGAAGUACAUGUACGAGUACAUCGAGAUCUAAGGGUGAGUGUGAUUGAUUGGGGUUGUUUUUUUUUAUCAUAUUGAUAUGCGUUGAAUGAAGAAGCUUUGAGCUGGGA
Messenger RNA from Culex quinquefasciatus (southern house mosquito), 2827 nucleotides. Its product is annotated as general transcription factor 3C polypeptide 3. NCBI's taxonomy places the organism in Eukaryota, Metazoa, Arthropoda, Insecta, Diptera, Culicidae. The coding region runs from base 85 to 2751 and encodes 888 amino acids. The record is from RefSeq and is a predicted model, not a curated record. Gene Ontology annotation, molecular function: protein binding. Gene Ontology annotation, cellular component: transcription factor TFIIIC complex. The transcript has 2 exons. Gene Ontology annotation, biological process: transcription by RNA polymerase III.